Molecule: messenger RNA, 699 nt
Organism: Phytophthora sojae
Lineage: Eukaryota; Oomycota; Peronosporomycetes; Peronosporales; Peronosporaceae
Exons: 8
Coding region: 1-699 (232 amino acids)
Biological process (GO): cytoplasmic translation
Molecular function (GO): protein binding
Source: RefSeq, a predicted model, not a curated record
AUGGAGGUGGAGGCCCUCGAGGCCAUCUACAUGGACGACUUCACCAAGCUGUCGGACGAGCCGCUGACGUACCAGGUGCACGUGGUGCCCAACCAGGACGGCGAGAACAACUUCGUUGCGUUGCUGCUCAAGGCGGAGAUCCCGGAGACGUAUCCGGACGUGGAGCCUAAGAUUGAGGUUGUUGUGAAGAAAGGUCUGGCGGACAGCCAGGUGAAGGAGAUCAAGCAGUUGCUGGCGCAGCAGGUUGAGGAGAACAUGGGCAUGGCCAUGAUGUACACGCUGAGCGAGGCGGUGCGGGAAUAUUUAGUGGAGAACAACCGGGAGGGAAAUGACGGAUCGGAGCACCAGGAAAUGCUGCGUCGCAUGGAGCUUAAGAAGAAGAAGGAGGAGAAGGUGGAGGCGGACAAACUAGAGAAGGCCAACGCAGACGCAGAGGAGAAGCGACGCGAGUUCCACGGCACGCCCGUGACAGUCGAGACGUUCGCGGCUUGGAAGGAGAAGUUCGAGGCCGAGAUGCGUGGCCAACCGAAGACCUCUCUCAAGGACGAAACCACGGCAAAGCUCACAGGUCGUCAGCUCUGGAACAAGGGUCUGGUGACGGAGGACAGCGCCGAGGAGGCCGAAGCCGAAGCCGAGGGCGAGGACGCCGCCGAGCACGACGGCGAGGGCGACGAGCAGCAGGACGACGACGAGAAGUAG